Molecule: messenger RNA, 2955 nt
Organism: Symbiodinium sp. CCMP2592
Lineage: Eukaryota; Dinophyceae; Suessiales; Symbiodiniaceae
Source: the annotation of a GenBank genome assembly
AUGAACGCCUGGAAGGGCUUCCUGCCCAUCGCUCCGCUCUUUGUAUUUGGGCUCUGGCUAGUCUGGCUGGGUGGUGAGAAUCACGAGGCACCGUCCUCGCAGCCCUCCGUGGCAUCGCCGCAGGAGGCGAGCGCGACACAAGGGGGCAAAGCUGGCGGGAAGAACCAAAGCAAGGUCGAUGUUCCACAGCAAUCGCGUGUGGAAUACCGCCUACCUUCCGCUGUCGCGUCCGCUCUGCAAUCUAUAUCGACAAGAGCCACCCAAGAUCUUUGGGGUCAGCAAGCAUUCACCACGGACGAGGCGUCCGUCGAACAGCUUGCGCAAAGACGUGCAAAUUCUCUGGCUCGGCUUUCAAAACGUCUUGCAGGCGACAUGCGUGCGAAAGAGGAGCUUGGCACGUCCUUGGGGGCAUGGUUGACGAUGAUCAGCCAGCACUUGCUCGGCCUCGUGGGUCGGGUCCGAGCCAUCGGCAACAAGCUCGACGAAGAUAUUGUUGCAGUUGUGGGAGAACUGCAGGAGGUUCUCGUACACCAGCCUUCAACGGCAUCCUCCGAGAAAGUGGCUGCGGCGACAUCUGCCCUUGGUGCCGUCUGGCAUGGUGCGCAGGAGGCCGAAAUUCAACGCAUUGCUGUUGCGCUGAAGGCUUUUGCUGCUGUCGGCACGCCGACGACUAUGCCGAGCCACCUGGCUCACGCUGGCGGGGGACAGUCGAGCUCGGGUCAACCUCAAGCACCUGCUCCUUUCCACAUGGGCGAGAUCCUUGCUGGACCGACUGCUGUGUUGCCUUCGGCCCGCGAGGGAUCCGAGGUCAGCUUUGGUGGCGCGUUUCAGGAUGUGAAUAUGGCGCCUCAUCCUGGGAGCGAUACCGUGGAGCCGGCCCACAGACAGGUCACACGGUGGCGAAAGCGCGGAAGUGGGACUGCGGACGACGCGGAACUUGUGCCGGAUCCUGGAGCUGUCCAAGAGGCUUGGUGCCGUGCAUGGCUGGCAGUCCUGGCCAUGGUUGCCGACAGCGGAUCGGACGUUGUCGGGGAGCUGUCCGUGUGUACGGAGCAGGAUGCAGCCCUGCCUGGUGUCGUCGACGACCAAGCAGUGGAGCAGGUUGUACAGGCAGCGGAUGGUGCCUGGGACAUGUUGCUCCAUGUGGUUGCAGGGCCCUCUCUGCAGCUACUGGAAGACCUCCACCUUCGUCUACAAGACGUCUUGCAUCGCCUGCGGAGUUGCACCGGUGCCUUGUCCAAGGUACGCCAAGGAGUGCUUGUAGCGGCACAUGCAGCCACUGGGAGCAUCUACGACCCCUUCAGCUAUGCCCCCGGGACGUGGCAAGAAUGGCUACACCCAUCGCUUGUGGUGGAGCAGGAUUCUGUGCCGGAUUUCAUGUCCCUUCCCACGAAAUGUGGUGAAUCCUACAGACCGCUGAAUCUGCGACACUGGUUGAAGCGGUUCUUUCAAUGGGGAGCUCCGAGAAGCGCAUACCUCCAUGCCUGCCGGGAUGCUUUGACACAUGUGACAGCUUGCCCUGCUGAUGGCGACUCGGUGGGUUCUGCUUGGGCAGACCUCACUUGGGCGGUCGUAUGGGCCCAGACUUUCGUGGCGACGCUCUUGGCAGCUUGGCAGUACUUUGUCGGCUACCGCAUGGUGGACUGCGGAUGGGGUCUGGUCUUUUACCCCCAGGUCCUUCUCGCCCUGUCUUGGGCAUUGCAUCAAUGGCACCGUGCCUAUGAGCUUGUCCUGACUUCGGCUUGGGUCAUUUGCCUCAAGGUUGCUGUGUUUCGGAUGCCUAGUGUGGUCUGUGGCGCGGGGGGCCCUUCAGCGGGUCUUAAGAUUCAAGGGGCUCGAUACCGUGCCAAAGUGCGUCCAUGCCGAUCCAGUGGGCCACGCUUAAAGGUGACGAUUCUUUUGCUCUAUCUCUCCGUCGCCGAUGGCGCCACCCUUCACCUUGGUGCGGCGGUUGUCUCCUCCUGGUGUCUGCGAUUUCCUACUGCUGUGCAAUUGCAUGCCCAUGGAUUCCAUGAGGGCCUCCCUGUCCUCAGUACAGGGCCUGUCCUGCCCACUCCCACUGCCGAGGAAAUGUGUGAAGUUUACCCUGUCGGUCGCACGGGGAACUUGCUUCUCCCCCGCACUGACCGCAGUCGUCGGCACAUCGCUGUUUUUGUGGGCACACCGCCUGGUGCCCCCAUUCUCGAGCCGUGCCCCGUCCCUUUUCUGGUUGACGAAUGGCUGCAUGGGCCGCUUUUGCAUGCUCGGCUUGCCGCUACUUUGGGCUUCCCUGCAGGAGUCUUCUCCGCCUCAGCCAUCCGUGGGGUCCUUCCCGGACUGCCAAGCGAGCAGCUUCUUCUCACUCCGGCUACUUGUUCAUGGCGUCAAGUUUGGCUGCCGGUUGACCUUCGGCCGCUGGGAGGCCGUCUCUGCAUGCUUAUGUGUCCUCGUGACUCCACUUGCAGGGCUAUUGCGGUCCUCGCUCUCGCCGCCCAGACGAUGCAGACUGAGGUUGACCUUCUGCUCGCUAAGUGCUCCUGGGGAUGGUUGACGCUCAUGUCCCAACCCCUCUUUUUGCAGGAUGUCGACACUUUGCAGUUCCAGAUUGGCCCAGCUGCGGAUGUGUUGCAAGGACCUGUUGGCUCCUCCUUGGACCCGCCCCUUUCGUUGUUCUCGGCCAUGCAGGUGAGCCUCCCGACGGCACCCUCAGCCCAUGAAGCCUUCCCGGGUCACUCGCACAACCAAGCGGUCCUUAUCACCCCUAAUGGACUGGUCUACGUCGAGGCCCCCGUGUUUGCCGACGCAGCCACUUUUCGACGCAUUGUGUCAACCAGGGCGUCCUCCAGUGCCUCUGGGGGGUUCUCCGCAUUUGGCAUCCGCUUCCUUCAUUGCCUCUUGUGCAGUUCAUGGAGGUACACUGUGCUGGUGAUGAGGUGCCCUGCAUCCUUGACUUCCGGCCCGUUGGCUGGAGGCUGA